AUGUCCACAACAACAUUGGCGACCAAGACGGAUGACACGCACACUGAGCGCAGCACAAAGAACGAGAGCUAUGCGCCCUCACACACCGAGACCGUACCCGCCGAGAAGGACGACCCCAUCAGCAGCACAGAGUCGUCGCCGAGAGCCUCCAUCAAGGAUGAUGCCGUGCUAGAAGCCUCCGCCUCGCGGAUCUCGAGGCCCCCGACGGCGGCCGCGGACCGCUCUGGUGGAGGAAGGCGUGGGCUCGGCAGCUUCCUGUCCUGGGUUGGUUCCAUAGCUACUUCUUUGGGCGCGGCCAUGGCUCUCAUCACGGCCAAGCUUAAUACAAGACUAAGUUCCCGGUACACUUGCCUCAUCGGUGUGACCUUCCUCGGGCUCGGCGAGAUCUUGGCAAGCUUUACCGUACACAACGUCGGCGGGCUUUUUGUGACCGCGGGCGUGCUGUUCGGGAUUGGUAAUGGGUUGCUCUUCAUGACUGUCUCCGUUGCGCCAGCGCAAUGGUUCUCCAAAAAGCGUGGCCUAGCUAACGGCAUCGUAUUCGCCGCUGGCGGCUUGGGAGGAGCCGUCACCAGCCUCGUCAUAAACUCUCUCGUCGGCGCCGUUGGCCCUGCCUGGACAUUCCGCAUCCUCGGCUGCGCCAUCGUGGCAACCUGCUUUCCCGCCGCUUGGCUCGUCCAGGAGCGCCGCCAGCCGACCCGCAAGCCUCUCGACUGGGGCAUCUUUCACAAUACCAACUUUCGACUCCUAUUCGCCGCCGGCGCCAUCGGCUCCUUUGCGCUCUUGGUCCCACCCUUCUUUAUCCCUCUCUACAGCCGUUCACUCGGAAUGGACCCGAGAACCGGAGCGUUUCUCGUGGCCGGCUUCAACUUUGCCUCGGCCGCGGGGCGCAUCAUCUCCGGGUGGGUCAGCGACCGAUUCGUCGGCAAUGUCUUUGGCUCUGACAGGGUGUCAAGCGCCAUGGGCUUCAUCGUCACAGGUUGGGUUGGAGGUUUCACAAUGGGCGCCCCUAUUGCCGGCUACAUGCUUGAUGCGUUUGGAGGAAGAGAAGCGGCGGAUGUCGCCCCAUUUCGGCCAGCCAUCUUCUGGGCAGGGAGACAUAUGGCGUCGGAUGUGCCGGCGGUGCAGUCCGAAGUGGAAGCGCCCGCCGAAAACCCACCUGCCGAGGGCAAAGCGGCCGACGCGUCUCCGUCGGAGAUUGGGGCCGGGGUCGAAAAACACAACCCCCGGGCCCGACGACUCGAUUCCGGAAGGUUAUGUCUGAGCUUGCUCCUAUCGGCGCUAGAAACGACAAUCUCCAUGAUCAUGCUUGGUCUUCUAAUCUUCCUCAUCUUCUCCAUCCUCUGCGGUAUUUCCACCAACAUCAUCGAGCUCAUUGUCUUCCGGGCCUUCCAAGGGCUGGGCGCAUCCGGUAUAUAUUCUUGCGUUAGCGUGUCCAUCCCGCAAAUUGUGCCUCCGCAAAAGGGCUUGGAGAAAAUUGACUUCCUCGGCGGGUUCCUCUUAUUAGCCGCAUCCAUGUUGAUCGUCUUUGCGUUUGAGGAAGCAGGGACCCAGUAUCCGUGGAAAAGCCCAGCCAUUAUCGCGACUCUUGUCCUCUCUGCGGCCUGUUGGGUGUUAUUUGUGCCCUGGGAAAUCUGGGUCGAUAGGCCUGGUUUCGCUCAGGAACCCAUCUUCCCCAUGAGGCUGCUCAAGGACCGCAGGAUAGCCGGAAUGAUGCUCAACGCCUUCUUCACGGGUUUCCCGUUCAUGGCGGCCAUUGUGAAUCUCCGCAGCGAUUUCAAGCCGUCAAUGGAAGCUCACCUUGGCAUGUCGGCCGCCCUUGUGUCCAAGUGCAAAAUUCCCCUUUAUGUCCUGGUUUUCGGGGCCUCCAUGCAACUCGUGGGCAUGGGUCUGGCCAGCAUGCCCUCGACGGCGUCUCUCGAACUCAACCGCAGGGUUGGAAUAGGGGCGCUGACACAGAUCCGUGUGCUUGGUGGGACAGUAAGCUUGGCUAUCUGCGCUACCAUAUUGAACAACUUCACGAAAGACAGGCUGCAAGACGUCCUAACCGAGGCUGAGGUUCAGGCCAUCUCGCAAUCCUUCUCGUCAAUCGCAGAUCUGCCUCUGCAGUCGCAGGUUGAAGUCCGCAGUGCGUUCGCGGAAGGGUAUACAAGGCAGCUUCAGGUUAUGAUUGCCUUCAGCGCCUUGGUGUUCCUCUCAGCACUUUUAACCUGGGAAAAGCCUAAGAAGAUGAUGGAGGAUGUGGAAAAGUAUCUGGCAAGUUGA
This is a messenger RNA of Parascedosporium putredinis, 2262 nucleotides long. The record is from the annotation of a GenBank genome assembly. NCBI's taxonomy places the organism in Eukaryota, Fungi, Ascomycota, Sordariomycetes, Microascales, Microascaceae.